UUCCCUACUCCUGACCAGUUCUACCUUCAAACCUUUGAGCCUGCCUGUUCCUGUUUCGGAUUUGUUUGCCUGACCUGCCUUCAGACUCCUGCUGGUUUCUGCCGGUGGACUGAACCUGGAACUGUCUCCUGACUUUGACUUGGAUUUUCCCUUCGGAGCUCUGAUCUUCUGGCCUGGACUCCUGUUGACCUCUUUUAGACGAGCUUUGCCUUCUGAAAACUCCUUCCUUCCUCCGUCCGCUUAGAGUUUCUCAUCAGCCAAUUUAGCAGCCUUCUAGGCUUUGGCUCCUCAAACUCUUUUGGCGGCGUCUGUGGGAGAUCAUCCGGCUGGAUUCCACUCCUUCUUCUGGGCAGAGACAGAACUCUAAAACCAGGUCUUCCACGUGUGCUGUUUCUGGGCUGGUCUGACUUCAGCUCUCUGAUUGGACACACCUUCUUCUCAGCAGCAGUCCCCAUCCAAGCGGGGCGGGACCAGGCCGGCCUUCACACCCAUGAUUGGUCCAAAUUAAGAACAUUUUGCAGCUUUUUCUGCUUGGCUUCCAGGAGCACUUUGUGCGUUAUAAAUACAGCCUGCAGCCGCGGAAGCAAAAUGAGCAUUAACACCCGAGGGAUCGGCGAACAGUCUCCAGCGCUCCAUGAUCUUUGUGAGGAGGAUGCUGCAGCAAGCGCUUCGAGUGUCCGUCCGCAACGCCUUCCCUCUGGUCAAGUGGAUGGAGAGGUGGGCUGAGGGCGCAGCUGCGCCUCAGCUGGGGAGCCCGCUGCAGGCGGUGAAGACCCUGGACGACAUGCCGGGGCCCACCGCUGCAAGCUUCGCCUGGGACCUGUUUGCCAGGGGUGGUCUGUCCCGGCUGCAUGAGUUACAGAUGGAAGGAGUUCAACGCUAUGGCCCUAUGUGGAAAGCGAGCUUUGGCCCCAUCCUGACGGUUCAUGUGGCAGAUCCGGCCCUUAUAGAGCAGGUGCUGAGGCAGGAGGGCCAGCACCCAAUGCGAUCAGACCUGUCAUCCUGGAAGGACUACAGAAAGCUCAGAGGACAUCACUUUGGACUAUUGACAGCUGAAGGGGAGGAGUGGCAGGCGGUGAGAAGUCUCCUAGGGAAGCACAUGCUGCGGCCGAAGGCUGUGGAAGUCUACGACACAACCCUAAACGGCGUCGUCAACGAUUUGAUUGCCAAACUUCGCCUUCGCCGGUCUCCCCAAGGCCUCAUUACCGACAUCACCAGCGAGUUCUACCGCUUCGGCCUUGAGGGUAUCUCCUCAGUGCUGUUUGAGUCCAGAAUCGGGUGCCUGGACACAUUAAUUCCCGAGGAGACAGAGCGUUUCAUCCAGUCCAUCAACACCAUGUUUGUGAUGACUCUCCUCACCAUGGCCAUGCCCAGCUGGCUCCACCAGCUGUUCCCUAAACCCUGGAAAAUAUUUUGCCAGUGCUGGGAUUACAUGUUUGAAUUUGCCAAAGGUCACAUCGACCAGCGCUUGACAGAAGAGGCUGAGAAGAUUGCCAGAGGGGAGAAGGUGGAGGGCCGAUAUCUCACCUACUUCCUUUCUCAGACAGGGUUACCCAUGAAGACUGUCUACAGCAAUGUCACAGAGCUGCUUCUUGCCGGUGUCGACACGAUCUCUAGCACUAUGUCAUGGACUCUGUAUGAGCUGUCCCGGCACCCAGAGAUCCAGGCUGCACUCAGGGAGGAAGUUUUGACCGUUCUGGAUGGUCGGACAGUACCAGACGCCACUGACGUGGCUCGCAUGCCUCUCCUCAAGGCCACAGUCAAGGAGGUGCUCAGGCUAUAUCCAGUUAUUCCUGCUAACGCUCGCGUCAUUGCAGAAAAGGACAUCCAGGUUGGAGGCUACCUAAUUCCUAAAAAUACCUUGAUCACCCUGUGCCAGUUUGCUACGUCACGCGACCCGGCCGUGUUUUCGAAUCCAGAUGAUUUCCAUCCCCAUCGUUGGUUCAACAAAGAUGAGGCUCAUCACCCGUAUGCCUCGGUUCCCUUCGGCGUAGGAAAACGCAGCUGCAUAGGUCGCCGAAUUGCUGAGCUGGAGCUUUACCUCGCUCUUUCACGGAUCCUGACCGAGUUUGAGGUGAAACCGGAUCCUGAGGGUGUUUCUGUGAAGCCGAUGACUCGGACUCUCCUGGUUCCUGAAAAUGCCAUCAACCUGCAGUUUGUUGAACGAUGAACUUCUCUUCUGAUCCCGACGAGUGAACGUGAGCUGUCCCCUCGCCAUCCAAGCUGCCCUUUACUCGGGCCGUGUGGGGAGGACAGGCUGCUCAGGCGCAGCGCUUCGUGUCAGAGCGGGUCUUCGACCUUUGGCACAGUCUGGAGCAAAGCCCGCCUAACCUGAAGCCUGGUGCACGUCGGCCGGCACAUAGCAAAGAAGAGGGCUUAACUGGCUUAGGGUUAGCAGCACAUUUUGUGCUGAGAAAGAUAUGAAAGAGCAAACGGAAGCUUUAUGUCUGCACUGUUUCUACAGAAAAAUCUUUAGAUGUCUAAAGUUGGACUUAAAUGCUAUCAGUUCAGGUUACAUUUUUAAGAAUGUGAGCUGUGCUCAUCAUAGAUAAUUUUCCCCAAAUCUUGUAACACUUUUUUUUUUUAAGUCCAAUUGGAAAAUCUUGCACUAUUCAGCACAUAUGGAGAAGAGUUUACUGCGUGCCUAUUAGACAAAUGUUUUAUUAUGAAACAUUGCAGCUGACUGUAUUGCAGUAAAUGAUGGUUGAUAUACUAGGACCAUUACUCUUCUUUCUGUCAGGGAGGAUGUUCUAAAAGGCAGCUAUAUAGAAUAUACCUGUGUAAUGUUGCAGAAUUCAUAGGCAGAAUGUCUUCAUGCAGCAAUUACAUUGCAUCAGUGCAACUGAAUGAUUUGUUUCAAGUUCUUUAUUUUGUUACCGAUAUCACAUUAUUCUGCAAAACCACAUGGAUCUUACCAUGGUAUUUAUUAUGUUAAAAAAAGCCUGGUGCUGCUACUGUAAAUGUAAAUAAAAUCUUUAAAAAUA
Messenger RNA from Cyprinodon tularosa, 2984 nucleotides. It is a transcript of the gene cyp27b1, whose product is annotated as 25-hydroxyvitamin D-1 alpha hydroxylase, mitochondrial. Gene Ontology annotation, cellular component: mitochondrial inner membrane. The transcript has 10 exons. Gene Ontology annotation, biological process: C21-steroid hormone biosynthetic process; cortisol metabolic process; glucocorticoid biosynthetic process. The record is from RefSeq and is a predicted model, not a curated record. Gene Ontology annotation, molecular function: oxidoreductase activity, acting on paired donors, with incorporation or reduction of molecular oxygen; monooxygenase activity; heme binding. NCBI's taxonomy places the organism in Eukaryota, Metazoa, Chordata, Actinopteri, Cyprinodontiformes, Cyprinodontidae. Bases 635 to 2170 code for a protein of 511 amino acids.